Messenger RNA from Helicoverpa armigera (cotton bollworm), 1144 nucleotides. Its product is annotated as seminal metalloprotease 1. The record is from RefSeq and is a predicted model, not a curated record. Gene Ontology annotation, biological process: proteolysis. The coding region runs from base 191 to 1084 and encodes 297 amino acids. Gene Ontology annotation, molecular function: metalloendopeptidase activity; zinc ion binding. The transcript has 6 exons. Lineage: Eukaryota; Metazoa; Arthropoda; Insecta; Lepidoptera; Noctuidae.
ACCCCUUUUUUGCAAAAAGUAGAUAUAGUAUAUAUUCAUAUAAUUCGAACUAUUUUACGGGAUCAGUUUACGGUUACAAUAAAAUCAAUAAUCCAUAUUGGAUUUCAUAACCAUCGAUGCAUGAUUUUUAUCAACAUGGUAGGUAUAACUUUAUUACUUCCGAAGCAAGUACCUACUCAACUGAAUAAAUAUGAUAAGGGUUUUGUUUUCAGUGCAUAGCAUUUGUUUAAUUAUUUUUUUUAUUAAAAAUGUAGCUCUGGAAGAAACAUAUAAUGAAGAAGUUGAAGAUAUUACAAAUGAGUACGAUGAUGAAAUCCAGACAGUUGUUCCCCCAAUAGGGGCGCAAUCAGAAGAACUGCCAGACACGCCGAUCACUGUUCAGUGGAAACAAGGAAAAGUGCCAUACUACAUCAAUAAAGAUCAUUAUGGUCAAACAAUAAGAAAUCGCAUUCGCCUUGUAAUGAAUAUGUUGGAGAGGAUAUCUUGCGUGGUCUUCGAGGAUAUAGAAUUGAAGCCGCCGCGGACCAAAAAAGCUAGAGGAGACCUUUGGAUCAAUAUCGAGAACCCUCGUAAGACUAGAGAAUGUUCGCACACACUUAUGAAGGGAUAUGGCGAUUCUGCGGUUCUUGUAUUGGGCUACGAUUGCAUGAGCACCACGGAGAUAACACAUGCUCUGAUGCAUGCGCUGGGCUUCCCCGACGAGGUGACCCUGCCAUCCCGCGAUAACUUCGUCAGAAUAAUGUGGAACAAUAUACAACCUAAGUACAGACCGUUGUUUUGGGCACAGAAUACAAAAGGCAAUCAGCGCAAUGCGUUAAAGGACUAUGAUCCGAUGAGCAUCAUGCACUUCCAUGAUCGAGCAUACACUAUCAACGGCGGUCCCACUAUUGUACCUUUGAACCCAAGCAUCGUAUUGAAGCCUCCAAGCGGUCUUUCGGAGUUGGACCGCUCAAAUAUAUAUAAGGCUUUUCGUCACGAGUGUAACAAGCGUAAAGUUAAUAAUCUGAUCGAACAUUGUCGCGUCGACUACGUCGACGAGUACGACGACUACGAUCAUGAGGAUCAUGAUGUUACCCCAUUAUAGUUUAUCCACCAUGGAACUAAAAAUCAAAAUCAAAUAAAAAUUGUUAACAUCGUUAAUAAA